UGCGGGGAGGGGAAGGGAACAGGCUGGGCAGGCAAGCUCCCUAGUGCCCAGCAGGGGUGGGUAGGUAGAGGACGAGGCUUUGCCCUGUCUCCCCGCUUUCCUUAAUUCUGAUUCCCUCACAAGGAUAUUUGGGGUGGAAACUGGAUGGAGCUGGGCAAUCCGUACCCCGUGAGCCGCCUUCCCUUAAUUAUACAUAAAGGAGCGAGGGCACUGCAGGUGCCUUGAGUUUACUUUAAAAAAAGGGGGAAAGGGGGGGUCCUGAGACUCAAAAACCUCAAGAGAGAAGUAUCACACUCCUCUAGUUAAACGCUGAAAAAGGCUUUUGAACCUCCUAAUGGCCCAAGCGCGCAGUUGCACAAUUUAGGGGCCCCCAGGGCAGCUUUCUGGUUUGGCUGUUCUCUGCGUGUUUGGGUAAAAGGAUUCAGAGCUAGAUUUAAACAAGAGCAAUACUCUCUCUGGUCUUGUGGAGUCAUUGAUCUCCUCUCUCCCUUUUCACUUUACAGUUUGGGGCUUAUUGUGGCUUACAGCUUGGUCCUAUAAAUUAGGGAACAGAGAGUGUGGUAGCUCUCUGAAGAUGGGCAUAUUUAUUAUGGGAUAUAAACUUUUGUUAAUCUUUUAAAGGCGUAAUGUAUUUGUUGGUUUUUAAGACACAGUAUAUUUGUUAGCUUUUAAAGGUGUUACAAAGUUACUGUAUGUUUUUCUCUCUGACAGAUUAACACAGUUUCUGGAAGUUGCAUUCGUUACAGAUAAUUAGUUAUAUACUUACAAAGAAUAGACCUCUUUGUAAGAUUUACUGGCUUCCAGGCAAUCAGUUGCUGGGAAACACCAAUUUCUUUUCUACUGUACUUUCAUAAGCAUGACUAUCAGGAAGAUGACUGCAGUGGUGUUAUGGGCACCUAAUGAAUAGUGCUCUAUGUUGUCAUUGAUAGGUGUCUUAGUUGUUUCUCAGUUACCUGCCAGUGCACUUAAAAAUGCCAGUGCACUUAAAAAAACCCAACUCCAACUGUUUCUCUGUCCAUUGUGCUUUCCUUUCUUUGAAAGAUUUAUAUGUCUUCUACAUUUUUUAAAUCCAGUCUAGUCUUCCAGUAUAGCAGGGACAUUUUAUAUUUUGCUGUUCAAAUGCUGGUGGUGGAACAGUAGCAGAGAUAACCUGUACCAAGAAAAUCCCUUGGUAGUCACCUUAUUUUGAAACUUUAACUUGUCAAUAUUCUAGUACUGAAAAUCUAAUCACUUUAUAGGGCUGCAGCCCUAUAAUAAAUGGCCUUGAAGGCCAUUUUUGUAGGUUUGUAGCUGCUUCCUACAUAGUAUAAUGAAGGACAUGCUUUGGUUAAUUAUGUCCCUAAAAUGUGUGCCAAAUAUCGGUGUGUUUGGGUUUGUUUUUUACUGAGCAGAUGGUAUUUUUCUUAGUCAACUUAUUGAGCAUUUGUCUAAGACUGUAUCUUAAAUUUGAUAAUCCUUUUCCUUUUGAUUUCAUCAAUGAAAGAUUACGUAAUUGAAGGUAUACAAUAAAAUAUUUAUUGUAAAAACAAAUAAAGUAACAAGUAAAGACUAAUAAAAAGAAGUAGCAAGACAUGGCUAAGAAAAUGCUAUGCACUUGGGGGUAUUUUACAUAGCAAUCCUAUACACCAAUUGGGGAGGGGAGCUAGGGAGAUCACCACUGUGCUGGUAUAAUCACCACCAUAGACUGUGUAUGGUCAGCCCAGGAAGCAGAUGGGUGACACAAUCAGAAAAUUUAAAAAUGGCAUAUAAAUAGCAGAUAUGUGCCCAGCACCUCUAGAAACAUCAACACAAUCCACUAGUUGGGAACUUUGCCAGUGAGAGUGCCAACAUGAAAAUGAGCCAAUGAACUGUGUUGGAUGUUAGCUUGUUUCAGACAAAGAGUUAACAUUAAUCACUGUUAGUUUGUACAAUACAACAAACUGUGGUUAAAUAAAAAAGAAGCAAAAGCUUCCAAAUUUGAUGCAGCUGUACCAGAGGAAGAAUGAGAAUGAUGGAGCAUGUAAGAACAUAAGAAGACUGUGCUGGAUCAGGCCAAUGGCCCAUCUAGUCCAGUAUCCUGUUCUCAUAGUGACUGACUGUGGGAAACCUGCAAUCAGGAUUCAAGUACAAGAGCACUCUGCCCUUUUGUGGUUUCCAGCAACUGAUAUUCAGAAGCAUUGCUGCCUCGAGUCUAAGGUUCACUGCAGCUCAUUCCCAUAAUGCUAAACUGUGGUUUAGCAUGAUCCCCGAACACAGUCACUGAAUGUCAAAAAAGAAAAGGGGGGGAAAAGAAGACAAAUUUUGAUUAUAGUAUCUGGGCCUUUGUUCUCAGCAAUGUUCAUGCAUGGUGUAGUUAAGUAUCUACAGUUAAUGAAAGCCAUAAUUCUUUUUCUGUGUAGUUAUUUUCAUGCUCAACUACAAGUAGUAUUUUGUUGAGAAAGCCACAUAUGAUACAUUUAAAGGCUAUCCGGUCAUUGAAUGUUGAUUAACCUUUUAAUGAUAGCUAAAUAAUUUUAAUGAUGGAUAUAUAAUAAGGAAAUGAUAAACGAAUGGCCGCCAACUUGAAUGGGUUUAAUAAAGGAUUAGACAAAUUCAUGGUGGAUUGAUCUAUUAAUAACUGUUAGUCAUGAUGGCUAUGUUCUACCUCCACAGUCAGAGGCACUAUACCUGAUGCUAGUUGCUGGGCAUCACAAGUGGGGAGAGUACUGCUCCACUUGGGUCUCGCUUGCAGGCUUCCCAUAGGCAUGGUAGUUGGCCCCUGUAAAAACAGAGUGUUGGACUGGUUAGGUGUUUGGUUUGAUCCAGCAGGGCUCUUUUGUUGCUUUUUCUGGUAUGAGACCUGGCAGAGGCAGAUAAGAAUAUUUUGUUCCAGUCUCACAACUUCAGAGGUAAUUAUAGAGAUGGAGCAUAUGGACUGUAGACACAGAGAUGGUGUGAGACUGCCAAGUAAAUGGAACUGUGAGUAGAGGUUUUAAUGGAAGGAGUGGGUCUCGGCUGAUAUCAGGAUAACACUUCUUAUUAACCUCCAGGUAGUACGUGAUCAUGACUGUAGCAGCACUUGUGUCAGUAGUAACUGACACUAAAUAAAUGCACACAUUUUUAAUUGCAGAAUUAAAACAUAAGUUUGCACAUUUUUAAAUACCCUAAAAAGUGCAAAAUUGAGUGACUCUUGCUUUUGGGUCAAUAGCAUGGAAGCCCUAACUCUGUGCUGCAGAUGACUGGUGAUUAGCUAGAAUGUAAAAGUCCCACACCAUUAAUUAAUUCCUGACAUUAAACAUCAAAGAGCCUUGAGUGUGCAGGUAUAUUUUUAACAAACACAGAAAUAUCCUCAGCAUUUGUGCUUAUUGGAACUCCAAAAAGAAGUAAUUCUAUAGGAAGUGGGCAGCUAUGGAGGACAGACCCUCCCACUAGUUGUUACUAAACAAGAUUGUGGCACAACAAAAAGGGCCUCUGAAAUCCAUAUACGCCUCAGUGUUUGUGUGUGUGCUGGAGUGUAGUCCUAGUAUCUCCUUUGCAAAUGGGCUCCAUCACCUAGCGUCCGUGCCCCCCCCCCCCCGAGCCAGGUCACCUGUGGUCUGAAACAACUAGGAUUUUGCUGAGCACAGUCUUAAAGGGUUUACAACUUCCACAAGAACAAAGAAACAUGGCAGCAAUGCUGCCAAGUGGCUCCCUUGUGGCAACCCACGCCUGCUACCAAAGGUGUCUGGGUUCCAUUUCCAGCAACAGCUCCUGUGGAAAUGCUGAAUAUGGGGAAGUCAUCCCUCACCAUCCAGGUUUCUCCAAGACUGAUCCUGGGCACUGGUGGGCCAGCUUCUUCUUUGGAAAGACGACCCACCCAGUCAUGACAACUGUGUCUGAAUCCCCAGAGAUCCCAGGAACUUUAAAGGUGGUGAACUGCAUGAUUACAUGUGGCCUGGCUCAGGAUGUAAUGAGGAAGCGCUAUGCCAGUGAGCCCAGCAAACUGAACGCGGGUCCCACUGCAUGAGGUGGCUGACUGUCCCUGGAUGGACGCUUCUGACUUGAGCACUAGGAGGCAGAACCCAUUUUCCACUCCCCCUUCCUGUAGAGUAGAGCAGGCUGCUUUGAGUACUUAUUAGAUGUAUGUAGGUUUUUAUAAAAGCAAAAAAGGUAACAAAAAGGGGGAAAAAGAAAUCUUCUGUACCAUCUUUUUCUACAACUUUUUUUUUGUCAAUGCAGCUGCAUCGUCUCCCCUCUCUCCCCACCCAACAAAGCCUUAUUAACACUUAAUUCUUGUUUUGUACUCAUCUGAUGGAAACUAAAAAUCCUGAGCAACCUUCUAAAAAAGGGGGGGGGGGCGCUGCAGUUGAGCACAGUGCUUAAGCAGGGUAGUAGGGCUCCUGCAGGUAUUUUUCAGAGGUUUAUGGGUUAAAACCAAAACUUUGAAGUUGACCCAGUAGUUCAUUGACAGUCACUGCAACUCCUUAAUGAGUGGUACAAUAGGUGCACAGUAGGACACUCCACCAAGUAACCUCACUGCAGCACCCUGUACCAACUGCAGCUUCCAAACCAACCUCAAAGAGAACUUUGCAUUGAGGGCAUUAUAGUAAUCCAGUCUUUGGGACCCAAGUGGCGCUGUGGGUUAAACCACAGAGUCUAGGGCUUGCUGAUCGGAAGGUCGGCGGUUCGAAUCCCUGCAACGGGGUGAGCUCCUGUUGUUCGGUCCCAGUUCCUGCCCACUUAGCAGUUAGAAAGCACAUCAAAGUGCAAGUAGAUAAAUAGGGACCGCUCCGGCGGGAAGGUAAACAAUGUUUCCAUGUGCUGCUCUGGUUCGCCAGAAGCAGCUUUGUCAUGCUGGCCAUGUGACCCGGAAGCUGUCUGCGGACAAACGCCGGCUCCCUUGGCCUAUAGAGCGAGAUGAGCGUCGCAACCCCAGAGUCGGACACGACUGGACCUAAUGGUCAGGGGCCCCUUUACCUUUACCUUAGUAAUCCAGUCUAGAAGGGUCAAAGAAGCCAGGCUGUGAUGGUCCAAGACUUGGAGCAUUUGAUAUAUCAGCCAAAUCCAGUAGAAGGCACUCCUAGUCACCAUAGCCACUGGACUCCUAUGAACAAAGAAGAGUCAACGGUGCACUCUCAAAUGGCAUAUGCAGUCCUUUACAGGAAGUGCAACUCCAUCUAAAAUAGGUUGGGUUCAUUACCCAACUCCUGGAUUGGAAUCCACCCACCCAUAGUCUUGCCAGGAUUCAGUUUCAGCUUAUUGACUCUCAUCCAGUCCAUUUCUGCAUCUGGACCCUGGUUUAGGCCUCACCUGAGAUACAACGGAACUGAGUAUCAUUAGCACAUAUGAUAUUCAAGCUAUUUUGUUAUACAAACAACUUCAAACAUGCUUCAUGAGAUGGUAAGUAGUCUUGAUAAACACUUGCGUUUAUUUAACAAAUGUGACUAAGAUCCUCUGUCUAAACUUGGUAGCUCCAGCCCAUGUCUGCAGUGUAAGAACUAUCCCUGCAAGGUACUGUUUAAUUCCUGUAAGUUACUUAAGAGUUGGCUUGUAAAACAUUCAUUUGCCUAUGUGCACAAAACAUUGGUGCAUGCCAUAAAGUUUUUCAGUGAUCUCCUUUCCAUUGUUCCCUGCUGGACAGUUGCUUUUAUGUCAAAAUAGGCUGCACUGAUUUAAAUAAAAUGUGAUGAAUGCUAGAAUAGCGGUCAGGUUUUCUGUUGCAACAAAAACAACAGAGGGUUGAACUAGAAAAGUGAAACUAAAACCCAAAUAGGUUUUUCCAUGUGUGCAGGCUGCUGCUCAAGUGGAAUCAAAAGAAUUGCUGGAUAAUUUACCUGCAUGAAUGUACCAGGAACUCUUUGUUUGCAAAUGGCUGUGAAAUAGCACUAGCAGCUGUUCUAAUUCUUCACAUAGCUCUUUGCAUUUAACACAGGGUUUCCUGUGGCAUAUUAAAGACUGUCUGAUACUGUUUGUAGUUUUGUGUGGUGUAUGUAGAGAUGGAAGAACCCUGCUCUUUUAUUCACGUGUCCCUUCCAUGUCCCCAACUCCCUUUUCUAGUUGUGUAGCUGCUUCGUAACUGCUUUCCAACCUCCACUGCCUCCCAUUUCUGAAGACCUACAGUAGAGAGUGGGAUAGUUUUGGUGGGGCAAUGGAAUAGGACAACGUUUCUCAAACUUGGAUCUCCACUCCACUAGUUGGUGGGUCUCUACUCCACUCUCCCUGACCACUGGUCUAGCUAGCUAGGGAUGAUGGGAGUUGUAGUUCAACAGUAGCUAAAGACUCAAGUUUGAGAAACACUGGAAUAGGACAAUGGAACAUCAAAGAUCUACAUCUCUGCAUGGGUAGGACAACAGAUAGCAUUCUCUGUCCUUUCACAAGUAGCUUGGUCUACUUCAGGCAUCCCCAAACUGCGGCCCUCCAGAUGUUUGGGGAUGCCUGGUCUACUUUAUGAUGGGGAAGGAUGCAGAUUUCAGUUUUUCCUGGAGACUGCUGAUAACUUUCUCUAAUCCAAACACUUUUUAGCAGUUUGUAAAAUAGAAUGGUAUUCUUGUCUCCAUAUAACAGAUUAGGACUAGGAUGAGAUUUUUAUUUUUAUUUUAAAAAAGUGUAGAUUGCUCAAUUUGACAGAGAUUUGAAGCAAGGACUUCAUGCCAAUAUAAUGUAGGAUAAUUGGUCACAUUUCAAUAAAUAUGAAAUUUUUCUACUUCCAUCUUUUACUGUUGUUCUGGGAUGACUAUACAAGUUUUUCCUCUAAAAACUAUUUAGUAAAAUGCCUUGGUCUGGCUCGCUGCUGAGAAUGGUAAUGAUAUGCUGAUAAUGUUAAUAAUAUACUACAUAGUUGAGCACGUGUAAAUCUUACUGAAAUCAAGAGAGUUUAAGCAUGCUUAACUGUAGAUUCUAUUAUACCCAGGUUUUUGGUAAAGUCUUUGUUAUAUUUCCCCCAUUGAAAUUUAUGCCUCAUGAACAAAUUCUAUUCUUAGAAAUUUAACUAAAUCCAUAUGCUGUUAAAGAGGUGUUCUUAGUAAACAAAUGUUUACAGAUGUUAUGUAAGUAUAGAAAAACAGUUUGACAAGAAUACUUGACCCUUUUAAUACUUCUUAAAAAACUUAGAUUGACACAGCAGAUUCUACGGACUGGUGAAGUCAAUAGAGGAAAAUCUCCCAUUGAUUUUAAUGCAUGUGUAUUUCAGCUUGAAUGAGUAAAAUUUAACUAAUCUGAAUGCUCCAUUAAAAAAAAGUGACAGCUUAUUCCAUGCCAUCUGUGCAUGAAAUCACAUGAUCUUUCUGACCUCCAAUUGCAGUGUUUGGAUUAAAAGCUCUGGUCAUGCAUCUGUCCAUCGCUUUGUUAUGUAAAAACAGCAUAAGCAUAUUGGAGAAUGUGCAGGAUUAAUCAGUUAGUUAAAUGACUGUUUCUUGCUGAAUAAAAUUCCGCUAUUGUUUUCUAUUAGUUUAUGAGAAUUAUUUUUGAAUAUCUGAAAAAAUGCAAUUUGUUAGUGGUGUUUGCUUUCGAAAGCACGUUAAAGUGCAAGUAGAUAAAUAGGUACUGCUUUAAGCGGGAAGGUAAAUGGUGUUUCCGUGUGCUGCUCUGGUUCGUCAGAAGCAGCUUUGUCAUGCUGGCCACAUGACCUGGAAGCUGUACCGGCCAGUAAUGCGAGAUGAGCGCCACAACCCCAGAGUCGGUCAUGACUGGACCUAAUGGUCAGGGGUCCCCUGUACCUUUUUCCUUUACUCAGCUGCUAUUCUGUUAGAAAGGUAGUAGCCACACCUCUGCCUAGUGGCACCUCAUCUCGAAUAGGCUUAAUGCAAUAAUGUAUCGAUUAGUGUCACUUUUUGUGGUCACCAGCAAGGGUAAGAAGAUCCUGGAAUUAUAAUAGAUUGAGUUAUUCUUGGUGCUCUGGAUGGAAAAAUGAAAACAAUGAUGCAGUGUUUUUCCAUUUCCUUAGGAAGUGGAAUCAAGAUGUUCCUUUAGGUACUUGCAAUAUGCAGUCUGCUUUACAUUUGCAGCUUCUCCCAACUGAAUUUGAAUAUUUGUCACUAGACAUUAGAUGGAUUUCUCAUCCUGAAGGAUUGGGUUUGAAAUGAACAGAAUCUUGACAAAUAAUUCAACUGCCAGGUACCCUUCUAAAUUAUCCAGUAGCAGAAGAAGCUGGGUUAUCUUACUGAAGCAUGCAUAUAAGGGAAGCAGUGACUCGUACUAAAUCUCCAUUGUAUGUAGGGAUUGGCCCAUUUUACUGUUCACAACUUUCCCUAAAUUAGGGGUGACUGAUAGAAUGCUGUAGAAUCUUUUCCAUCAGUCUAUUUUGUGAAUUCAUCACUGGCAUUGGUUGUGGUUUCCAAUUUCAUUGAAGGGUUCUGUUACAUAGAAAGCUUGGAAGUUUGGAAAGCUGUGGCACAAUGCAAGAGAUGAAGAUAUUCUGUGUCUGCUGUGUAACUGUGUAUUCCCUUCCUCCUAUAGUAGUUGUUUUAAACUAGUUAUCAAUUAUUUCAAGCAAACCAAAAUGAUUUCCUAAAAUCUACAUAAAAAAAUGAAAGCUAGUUGUGUUGGUCCAUGAGAAUAAAUUCCAAAAUCUAUAGUUAGACAGUAUCUUUAUUAGGACAAGCCAAAAAGUCACACACAUGUGUGACAAGCUUUUAAGUUGCCAUACUCCCUGCUUUGUGUGACAUCUAGCCAGAGAACUUGAACACUUGCCAUACUUUUGUGACAUUUCCCUUUUGUGACAUUUCCAAACUCUGGAUUUUUUAAAUCCCCCCCCCAAGAAGCUAGUGCAUCUGUUAAAUCUAAAUCCAUUUUCUGUCAAAUGUCAACACUUGCAUAUUGUUCAUAUAUAAGGUAAAGGUAAAGGUAAAGGGACCCCUGACCACUAGGUCCAGUCGUGACCGACUCUGGGGUUGCGCGCUCAUCUCGCAUUAUUGGCCGAGGGAGCCGGCGUAUAGCUUCCAGGUCAUGUGGCCAGCAUGACAAAGCCGCUUCUGGCAAACCAGAGCAGCACAUGGAAACGCCCUUUACCUUCCCGCUGUAGCGAUUCCUAUUUAUCUACUUGCAUUUUGACGUGCUUUCGAACUGCUAGGUUGGCAGGAGCUGGGACCAAGCAACGGGAGCUCACCCCGUCGCAGGGAUUCGAACUGCCGACCUUCUGAUCAGCAAGCCCUAGGCUCAGUGGUUUAACCACAGCGCCACCUGGGUCCCUUAUUUACUCUCUCUCGUAACUUACACAGGUUGCUAUUUAGAAACCAAUGCCUUAAAUAGUAUAAUCUGCACUGAAAUCAACAUAGAAUUGUUGAAAUAAUUCUUUUAAGUCAGGGGUUCUCUAGGGCCCACUAGAGGUGGCUGAAAAUUGCUGAUGCCCACCAGUCACAAAAUGGUGGUGCAGUGACACAGCCAGUCUCAACGUAUUGGCAGAUGGAAGCAGAAUGUGGCAUUAUCAGUUGAGAAUUACUGACACCAUUUUGUACUGACACAUAAUCCAUCUUUGGAUAUUGCUUUGCCAUAGUGUUUUCCUCAUGGCCAGGAGUUCCAUAGCUCAGCUUUACUCCAUUCAGUAAGAAGGGGAUAGAGAAAGAGAAGAAUCCUAAACCAGUUGGAGGGGUGUGGUGAUCCCUUGGUCUGUUACACUACUAGAGAAGCCUCAGGAGUGUGAUUUAAAGAAGAUUGGGAAACUGACAGAAAGAACCACCUUGUUUAGGAACCCAAGUAUUAGGAACUGAGCUGUAACACCUAUAUAAUUAGCUUAAGAAACUGUGGAUUUACCACCUUGUUUAGAAGUCUGUAACAUUCACUGAAUUUAAACUGUAUAAGUUUAACUGUUUCUUGAUAAAGUUCUAGCUCCUGGCACACUUUUUUUUACCAGUUUUGCUCUAAAACAAAAUCUUUCUCUUGCUUAACUUCCCUAAGUCUCCAGGUGCCAGACUUUAAAUAACCAUAAAUUAGCCCAUAGUUAAGAUGGGGUUCACUGCAACCACUCUGGGGGAAAAUUAUGCUGGAAUGGAUGGACCAAUUGCCUGAUGCAGCAGAGCUUUUCUUCUGUUUUAGAAAUCUUAAAAUGAAUCUAAUAGUGUAAUGAACUUCU
Messenger RNA from Zootoca vivipara (common lizard), 10003 nucleotides. NCBI's taxonomy places the organism in Eukaryota, Metazoa, Chordata, Lepidosauria, Squamata, Lacertidae. The record is from RefSeq and is a predicted model, not a curated record.